CCUAAUUAUUUGACAUUUCUUUUCAACCCAAAAGCGCCGGCAAUUGAUUUGCUUAUUUGGUUACAAAAUUAAUGCACAUCAUAGUAAAAGGAUUGUGGUUGACGAGCUGUAAAAUAUUAAAUUUAUCGGAAAUAAUUAAAUCAACUGUGUUACGGACUGCAACAAUUUCAGCUAAUUCAGUUGUGUGCCACCGCAAAGGAGCAGCUAAAAACAUGGCUGCUGAUAUCAAAUUCAACAGCUCCUUAACGCCCUGCGAUCCUUACUACAAACCCGUUUUGAUCAUUGGGCAACUGCGUCAUUUAAAUUUGCUAAACUUUUCAAAUGUAUCCAGUAAAUUGAACCCACGCGUCGAUGAGACUACUUUCAAAAAUGCCAUUUCUUGUUUACAUCCUUCGCCCACGGACAAAUGCUCGCUUUACUUGGAUUGUGCCACUAUAGCAGCUGUACCGCUCAAGUGUUCACGUCACAAUACACCAUCGCGUGCUCACGCUAUUACUCGCCUUGUUAGAACCCAUAUUAUGCAUUCAAACGAAGAAAAUGUUGUUAUUGUUUGCGAUCGUAGUGACCUUUUUGCUAGUGCCUGUGCCGUAGCGCGUGCCUUUCCGCUGUAUUCUAGAAAAACUGGCGGUGGCCAGAACAAGGCCGAUAAUUGUACCCAAGAUGAUGUUAUGGGUAACGAUGCUGAUGGAGAUACUGGCACUGGUCCAAUAAUAAAUGUAGAAUUUAUUAUCAUCGAAAAGGAUGGCCAAGUUUCGCAAGAGCCACUGGACACAACGGAUAUCGCUUGCAUCGAGGAAGCGGCUCGUGGCAUACGUCUUGCUGCACGUAUCGUAGAUAUGCCAUGCAAUGAGAUGAACGUCAGUCAUUUCAUAAAGGAAGCUGAUCUUGUAGCGAACGAGUUGGGUAUUACACCCAUUGUUAUUCGUGGCGAAGAACUAAAUGAACGUGGUUUCGGUGGGAUAUAUGGUGUUGGUAAGGCAGCUGCUGUGCCACCGGCAUUGGUGGUGCUCUCUUAUGAGCCAAAAGGUGCACAUGAUACUGUAGCAUUGGUGGGCAAGGGUAUUGUUUAUGACACUGGUGGUUUAAGUAUUAAAGGCAAAACUGCCAUGCCGGGAAUGAAGCGUGACUGUGGUGGUGCUGCUGCCAUUCUGGGUGCCUUCUAUGCUGCUGUGAAAUGCGGUUUCAAAGAAAACUUGCACGCAGUCCUGUGCUUAGCGGAGAAUGCAGUUGGGCCCAAUGCAACGAGACCGGAUGAUGUGCACACUUUGUAUUCGGGACGCACAGUUGAAAUUAACAACACAGACGCCGAAGGACGACUCGUACUGUCUGAUGGUGUUAGUUAUGCACACAAGGAUCUAAAAGCUAAUAUCAUUCUGGAUAUGGCAACAUUAACAGGUGCACAG
Messenger RNA from Rhagoletis pomonella (apple maggot), 1403 nucleotides. RefSeq names its product probable aminopeptidase NPEPL1. Gene Ontology annotation, biological process: proteolysis. Gene Ontology annotation, molecular function: metalloaminopeptidase activity; manganese ion binding. Gene Ontology annotation, cellular component: cytoplasm. The record is from RefSeq and is a predicted model, not a curated record. NCBI's taxonomy places the organism in Eukaryota, Metazoa, Arthropoda, Insecta, Diptera, Tephritidae.